AUGGCCUCUCCACCCUCUCCUGCAUCUCCCACCAGCAGUGGCGCUGCCUCUAGAACCUCUUUGGACCAGGACCAGACCCAGUCCCUCACUCUCGAGCCUCUCGUCAACCACUUCGUCGCCGCCAAACGCGCACUCAACACCCAGACGGUACUAUGGCGAGCCACCGAAAUCGUAAACACGGCACGUGACCUCUUGGAAGAGAACGCAGUCGUCGCUGCCAAGAACACAUCCAUACGCAACAUAGUGGAGCAGCAGGUGGAUGCUCUGGAAGCCGUCCGCCGCGGCAUAGACGUGGUUGAGGCUGAGGUGCAGGCCGAGUACAAGCAGCUGCUCCACGACGUCGACACGUCCUUUGCCGGUCUCAACUCUACCCUCGCUGUACUCCGUGAAACACCCAUCGAAGCUGCCCUGCAGCCUCAGGGCACUCCGCAGAAGCACCUCUACGACUUCAUCGACAGCGCCGCCGUCUCCAACCUCCAGACCGCACUGCGCGCCUGUAUAGACCGCUACACCGACGCCCAUGCCGCCCUCGACGAGAGCUGUCGUGACUUUGACACAAGCCUCGACAACAUCUACUCUUCCAUCGAGAACGUGCCCACAACACCCGCAACCACGUCCACUCCGAGUCCUAUACCAAGCCUAUACCACAACCUUGAGGGCCACGCAAAGGAAGCUGCCCAGGCGUUCCAGUCGCUUGUACAACACUACGAUCUAUGCAUAACAGCCUUGCGUCACACAGAAGGAGGCUCCGCCGCUGCUACACAAGCUACAGGAGAUGCACCAGUCCACUCCGGGGAUGACGGUGCCGCACCGCCCGAGCCCAUGAGCGGAGAAGAGCGCCGCGACAUGCUAAACGUUUUGCAAAAGGACGCGCAGGAAGUCGAAGACGUCGUCAACGAGAUCCAGGAACGAGGCUCUGAAAUGACCUUCCUCCUCGGCCAGAUCGAGAACCACAUCCGCCACGUGCGCAGCGAAUCCUCGGCUCUCUCAAGCAUACUAGAGAUGGUGUCGCAAGUUACUGGCCAAGUCAAGGGUCAUAUCGUCACCUCACGCUCUUUCUAUGCUUCAUGGCUGCAAGACACGCGGCCUAGCCUAAUCAGCGGCAUCGAGGACUGGGAGAAUCAGCGCGACUUCUACGAGCGCUUCGAUCUUGCCUAUGCCGAGCUCCUCGUUGAGAUCUCGUCACGCCGACGACGGCACGAAAAGGCGAAACGGAAAGCCGAAGAAGCGCAAAAGGAGCUGGAUAGACUGCGGCUUGAAGAUGAGCGCGCAAGGGAGCAUUUCACCUUGGCUCAGGGCGACUACUUACCCUUGGACAUCUGGCCGGGCCUGAAAGAUCCGCCGCGCCAGUACCAAGUCACAGUCGUGCCAACUUCUGUAGAGGAAGAGCAUGAGGACGAAGCCCAAAAGACGGAUGGUGCACGGAGUAUACCACAGCUAGGCAGAACCGUCGUUGAGAGGGCUCUCACGCGGGUCAAACGGCGAAUGUAG
Messenger RNA from Alternaria burnsii, 1491 nucleotides. RefSeq lists its product as uncharacterized. The record is from RefSeq and is a predicted model, not a curated record. The coding region runs from base 1 to 1491 and encodes 496 amino acids. Gene Ontology annotation, cellular component: phagophore assembly site; Atg1/ULK1 kinase complex. Gene Ontology annotation, biological process: activation of protein kinase activity; autophagosome assembly; autophagy of mitochondrion. NCBI's taxonomy places the organism in Eukaryota, Fungi, Ascomycota, Dothideomycetes, Pleosporales, Pleosporaceae. Gene Ontology annotation, molecular function: protein kinase activator activity; molecular adaptor activity. The transcript has a single exon.